AUGGGAUUUUGUAAUGUAAAGACAUCACGCACUCCCCCUCUACCAGAUCCAGAUGAACCCUCCAAUGUUGCUGAAGCAAUUGCCUCCUGGGGUUUGGAUUAUGUGGUGAUUACUAGCAUCGACCGAGAUGACUUGCCUGAUCAGGGAAGUGGGCAUUUUGCUGAAACAGUGCACGAGUUAAAGUUUCUGAAACCAAGCAUACUUAUCUCGCUCCUUGUUCCUGAUUUUCGAGGAGACCCCAGCUGUGUGGAGAGAGUCUCAAAAUCAGGAUUAGAUGUUUUUGCUCACAACAUUGAGACAGUUGAAGAGCUGCAGAGCAUGGUGCGAGAUCAUCAUGCUAACUUCAAGCUAUCAAUUGAUGUCCGUAAAAUGGCAAAAGAAUAUGCUCUUGCUGGCACUCUAACAAAGACCUCGAUAAUGUUGGGUUGUGGAGAAACACCUGAUCAGGUGAUCAGCACAAUGGAGAAAGUGAGGGCAGCUGUAGUUGAUGUUAUGACUUUUGGUCAGUACAAGAGACCAUCUAAGCGUCAUAUGCCAGUCUCUGAAUAUGUUACUCCAGGAGCAUUUGACCAGUGCCGUUCUCUUGGGUUGGAAAUGGGCUUCUGAUAUGUUGCAUCAGGUCCUAUGGUCCUCUCAUAUAAAGCAGGUGAAUUUUGUAUCGAGUCAAUGAUUGAUGCUGAUCAAGCAAAGGUUCCUACCACUCCACAACCGGGGUCGUAA
Elaeis guineensis (African oil palm) is the source of this 720-nucleotide messenger RNA. The record is from RefSeq and is a predicted model, not a curated record. NCBI's taxonomy places the organism in Eukaryota, Viridiplantae, Streptophyta, Magnoliopsida, Arecales, Arecaceae.